GGCAAGCGAGCGGCACUCGCAGUCUCAAUCAUACCAUCCCGCAGACAGACCGUUUUAAAAAACAAAACGAAAUUAUUAAGAAAAAAACACCAGUCUGUGUUUUUCCGUGCGGGCUUUUAAAAACUACAGUUCCAAACAGUGCAACGUACAAAAGUGAUGUGAUUAUUCGAUUUUCAAAACGGAUGCUCGAUUAGCGGUACAUUGCUCAACGAGUUUCUAGCGGCAAAACGGUGGGCAUAAACGAGAAUUCGGGCAUGAGAGUGUAGUUUUUUUUAAAGUGUUGUCAUCGUUGUAUGGCACGAUGAUAUCCGGAGGAUGGGUUUGCGCGCUGCACGUGAGGACGGCAGGCCUAGGGGGCGCAGCCCUGGGCUCGGAUGAGGAGGAAGUAGUCUACCUGGCCUAUAUUGUCAUUGACGUGAGCAAUAAUCAGGUGAUCGGAGAACGGGAGUAUGCCGUCCGGCCGACGCGGAGGCCCUCGGAGGAGCUCCAGACCGGGCAGCCCCUAGAAGUAGUUGUACAACAGUUCGACGAGUUUGCGCGCUCGCUACAAGUGGACCCCCACUCCCCCCUCUUCAGGCUAGUCACAGACGGACAACCUCCACUUAGACAAUGUCUCCACCCGGAAGCGUGCAGUAAGGAGUUAACGCUGCCCGCGUAUUACGCGCGUUUCCACGACCUGCGCAAGGAGUUCAUGCGCGCGUACGCGCUGCGCGCCGUCCCGCCGCCCGAGCCCACGGCCCUACAAGACAUGCUUACUUAUUUAGGUAUACCCCCGUACACGGGAGACAAUUUUUACGCGGCUGAGGUCAAAGACAUGGCCAGUGUCAUUAGAAGAAUAAUUUCAGAUGGUUUCCGGUUAGAGCUACCGGAGACGGUCGACUUAGUAUUAGAAACUGGAAUAUGUUCAAAAGACGAUGAGAUCGACGGCAACUGUAUAGUUCGCGCGCGGGGCCUGCCCUGGCAGUCUUCAGACCAGGACAUCGCCAAGUUCUUCCGAGGGCUCAAUGUGGCCAAGGGCGGAGUAGCGCUCUGCCUGUCCCCCCAGGGCCGCCGCAACGGCGAGGCGCUGGUGCGCUUCGUGUCCCAGGAGCACCGAGACAUGGCGCUCAAGAGGCAUAAACACCACAUAGGCCCGCGGUACAUCGAGGUGUACCGUGCGAGCGGCGAAGAUUUCCUCUCGGUGGCUGGAGGUGCGACGUGCGAAGCGGCCGCGUUCCUCUCCCGCGGCGCGCAGGUCAUCGUACGCAUGCGCGGACUGCCCUACGACGCCACCCCUGCGCAAGUGCUCGACUUCUUCGCAACCGGCGACGACCCGGUGCAAGUACUAGAUGGCGCUGAAGGCGUCCUCUUCGUCCGGCGAGCGGACGGCCGCGCCACCGGAGAUGCCUUCGUGCUGUUCUCUAAGGAGGAGGAUUCUCCUAAGGCCCUGUCCCGGCAUCGGAAGCUGAUCGGACAGAGAUAUAUAGAGCUGUUCCGGUCUACUACCGCUGAAGUUCAACAGGUGCUGAACCGGUCGCUAGAGCCGCGCACGCCAGCGAGCACGCCGGCAGCGCCCGCGCCGGCCGAGGGCCUGCUGCCCGUGGCGCUGGUGCCGCAGCACGUCAUCACCUCCGGCACCGCCAAGGACUGUGUCCGGCUCCGCGGCCUGCCUUACGAAGCACAGGUUGAAAACAUCCUAACUUUCUUGGACGAGUUCGCGAAGAAUAUCGUCGUACAGGGCGUCCACAUGGUUUAUAAUGCACAGGGUCACCCGAGCGGCGAAGCGUUCAUCCAGAUGGACAGCGAGACGAGCGCGUUCCUGUGCGCGCAGCAGAAGCACCACCGGAACAUGGCGUUCGGCAAGAAGCAGCGGUACAUUGAGGUGUUCCAGUGUUCCGGCGACGACAUGAACCUGGUGCUGACCGGCGGCGUGACGCCGGCCACGUCGCCCAAGGUGCUCUCGCCCGGGCCUCUCACAUAUUACUAUCCGACGAUGGGACCGACCCUGCCGCCGCCGCUGGUGUACUGGACGUACCCCACGCCCCCCGUGUCGCCAGCUCACUACUACCACCCGCCUCACCAUCCGCAGACUAUGGUAACGAACACUUAUGCCGGAUGUGGUGUCAGUUGGAGGCGGGUCCCCCCUCCCCAUCCCCCCUCCCGCGGCUUGUCCGGAAUGGCCCAUAUACAUGGUCAAUUAGUCAAGCUUCUUGUUGGCUCAAAAUUAAUUGGACCUACUCGUAUAGACCGUAAUCACAACAAAACUAAAAAUUAACGAACAUUAUUUUUAAACAUUUCGAUAGUCUAUUUCAAGAUGUUUAUUAAUUGUUAAUAUUUUUUCAACGUUACAAGCAUACGUGUCAUUUUAAUAUAUUGACAGCGAUGCUUAGUUUUAAAAGUUUGUGAAAAUUGUAUUUUACGAUAUUUAUGCAACAGAAAGUAAAACAUCACUUGCCAUCAAUGUCUAACAAAAUAAUAAUUUAAUGGCUCAAAUAUAGUGAUAUUUUCAGACAAAUAAUUAUAUCAUUAUGAUAUUAUUUUUAUUACAAACAUAUUAUUUAUAAAUAGGUAAUCUACACGUUACGUUUUUGCAAUUUUCUGAAAUUUUCAAUGUUAUUCUAUAUGUCUGUUGUUAUUUUUAACCUUUUGAACGCCACAGACGGUAAUUGACGUCACCGCAAAAUCGUGACAACUAUGCCAAAGACGGUAUUUGACGUCGAUCGUUUUUUGAUGAAAAUCUACUGAAAAACACCCCACUUUUAGGUUGCCAUUAUUUAUUCACAUAAUUAAAUUUUAUCCCCGUGGCGUCAGUGGCAAUGGCAAGGCAAUUGGAAGCACCGUUUGACGUUCAACAGGUUAAAUACUAUUUGGUGGCACAUUAACUAAUGUACCAGUACGCAAGAUUUUUUACAAAUAUUUUUUUAAUAUUUACAGAUUUUACUAAAACGUAAAUCGUGCAAGUCUAUUACAAUUUUAUACAUAUCUUAUUUAUAAAUUUUAUGCAAAAAUGUAUUUAUCUCUUUAAGUAGUUCCUCUCACAGAAUUCUUAAAAUAUGUUUACCGCAUUCACUGCCAGGGGGCGUGGUCUAGUAUCUUGUAUGACGGUGAACGCACAUGUGCUUCGGGGCAGUGAAUGUGUUAAUACAUUAUUUUGUAUUCUGAGUUCUCACUAUAUGUAUAAUAUUUUAAUCUAUAAACAACGAAACGCAGUGAUAUAUAAACGGUGCUGUUUGUUAAUUAUUUUUGUAGAAUUAAACCAAAUAAAUAUGUUAUCAAAAUAAUAUCUAUUAUACACUAGACUUAUAGUUUAAGACAACGCUCAAUUAGAAAUAGCUAAAUAAAUCGAGAAUUUAGUUACUACAGAAAUAGGCCAUACAGUUAAGAUUUUUCACCUACUUGAGCAUUUUCUCGUGAUUAUUGUAUAAAUUAAAGGAUUAAAGUUACGUAAUACAUGUUUGAGUCCAUAUUUAUAUGAUUUUGAAUCUUCAAAACAUAAAGACUUUGACUAUGUGUUAUUUUAACUGAACAUUGCUCAUUAGACUAAGAUUCGCAAUAUGUUCAAGUGGCGUUAUAUCUUGAGCCUGCCAAGCCAGAUUUGACUUUGUUAUUUACGAUAAAAUACAGGUCCUUUCUUGCCAAAAUACUGAUUGGGCUCAUCAUAAUAAGCUAGAAACUGUUAUAUUCGGCUUGCGUAGUUUAGAAGUAAGAGAAUUAGAUAUUUUUUCUACCAUGUUGACUGUUUAAAAUUUUACUAUGUCUGUAAAGAAAACGAUUUAUCUUAUACUUUUUUAUAUCGCCCUAAUGCAAAUACAGGAAAAAUCAUCAACAUAAAAGAUUUCCAUAAAACAAUCCUAAAUCAUAAUAGCUAUUAAUUAAAUCUAAGUGAUCUACUAGGCAUAAUACCUAAUUUAGAUGUUAAAUGUAAACAACAAUAUCUUCAAAUGUCUUCCAAUUUUGUAAAAUAGUAUUGUAUUUAUUUAAGUAGGUAUGUCACAAAAUAUUGUGAUAGUUAUAAUAACUAAAGUUUAGACACAAUAAUAAAUCGUUAUUAUAUGGCGUUAAUAAACGUUAUGUGAGAAAGUUUGUAAAAACGUUAAAAUAACGUUAUUUAAGUCUUAAGUAAAUUAAUAUAAAAAAUGAUAUUAAUAUGAAAUCUUAAGAGCGAAUAAUUUUCAAAAUUUGUUAUCAUUAUGUAUUAGACAGUUAGUCGUUAUUAGUUACGUUCAUAAACGUUGAAUAAACGUAAAGUUAAGUUUGGUAAAAUUUGACAAUAAAAUUACAAUCACGUUGAAAAAGCGAUAUUAUACAUGAAAAUUUUAGUUCGAAAGAAUUUAUUUUUAAGUAUUGGUCAGUACUUGUUGUUUUUAAGUUUUAAACCAUGACGUUGGAAGCUAUCAUGACCACAUAUUAUUUUAAAUACUUACACUGUUAUGUUUCUUAUUAUAACGUCGUUUUCAUAUCUAUGUUUGUUGUUCAUACUAUCGAUGGCAAUGAGCCAAUGAGUUUAGGAGCAUUCCACGGGCUGUCCCGUACAAACGUAUUUUAUUUUCUGUGUUGCGACUUUUUUCUCGGCAUUUAAAGCAGGCGAUUAUUCUUCUGUGCAUAUUUUUGACCAUUUGUCAUAGAAAAGGAAACUCUUAUACCUUUAAAUCUUCAGAAACUUCGCGUUUGUACGGGACAACGGUAGACAAUUUCAUGGAAUGCUCCUUAUCAGAUACGGUUGGCCUUAAAGUCGCUGAAAGAAACGCUUCACAUGCCCUUACUUAAAUGUUGUCCUAGAAUUAGACCAAGAAAAGUCUGCAGCGAUUUUGAUAGCCCACGCAGUGCAAGUGUUAUUUACACGUCAUAAUUUCCUAGAAGUUUGACGUUUAAAAUGGCACUUGCACUGCGUGGGCUAUCAAAAUCACUGCAGACUUUUUACGGUCUGACAUAUUAAAAGGACGAAUAACGAAAUUUCGUUAUCUGACUCUAUCAAUAGCCUAGCUAUAUUGAAGCAUAUUCGUGCGAUAAAGAGGCAGAUAUCAAAAAUUCGAUCUUCAUUUUUCGCGGUAGGCCCUCGUUACUCAGACCCGUUGUUUGACAACGGUAAUUAAUAUUUAUUAUGAGUAUAGUACUUUUCAUUUAUCGUUGUUCGUACAGUAAAAAUACAAAAUAUAACAUAAAAUUCAUCAUAUAAUUAUAUCCAUGCACUAAAUUACUUUUCGAGGCCUGGACCUGAGGAAACUAGCGCAAUGACCCUAUUAUACCAUCUAGGGUAAUGCGCCAGUAACUGGCUGGUUUUAGUAACUGGCCGCCCUACAACUAAAAAUGAAUUCUAUUCACCUAUAAACAGAAUUCAUUUCAGUAUAAGGCGGCUAGUUAUUGAAGGCUGGCCAGUUAUUGAAACCUUAUACUAAAAUCAAAGAGGAUUUGAAGUAGAGAGUUACUGUCAUGGUAAAUUAUGUAGCUACAGUUCAUUUACUGACAUAUUUCGACAGAAGAUUAACACUGAACGCCAUUUGACUUUGAUCCUUAUUCUUACUACUCGAACAUAGGCUGAAGGUUGUGGCGCCAUCGCUCGAAAACAUGGAACCAUACCUUUGGCCUAUAGUCGAGUAGAUGGCGUGAAUAUUAAUAUUUAAUAAGUUAACACAUAUCAGUGAAAGAAUAAGGAUCAAAGUCGAAUGGCGUUCUAACAGUUUUAUGUUCUGUCGAAAGAUGGCAGUAAAUUUACAGUGGCUACAUAAUUUACUUUGACAAUCCGUCUCUACAUAGAGUUAUUGUUUAUGGGUGUAUAGAGUUUAUUCUCUUUGCUAAAAUGAACUCUGUUUAUAGGUAAAUAUAUAGUACAUUAUUGUCGAGGCUCGGAAGUAGCUACUUGCAGGCUGAGGAUUCGUUUUAAACGGACGACCUUGGGAGUCCGUUUAAUUGAAUCCGAAGCCAGCAAGUAGCCUUCCAGCCGAGUCAUAUAUAGUGCUUUUCUCAAAAAUGGUGCAAGAAAUAGAAAUAUUUUACAAAAGCAACGUUGUUACCUAUAUAUUUUCACAGAAGAAAGCCCUUGCCGCCUUUUUAUUUUUUUAAUAAAAAAAUAGAAGUGUAUUUUUCUGCCGAAAAUACGCCAACCUAUUUGAGACAACUAAAUAGUCGCGGUACUAAUCAUCUGUUUGGCUGUUUAAUGGGCCUGUGCCUUCAAUUGAUAUGGCCAUUUCAACUUUUAAAAAGUUUGGAACUGGACAAAUAAUGGAAUUUGUAUGCAACAUUGCAGUCCCCAAAUCGAGACUGCAAUGUUUUUAACUUUUUAAUUUUUGACUGACCAUAAACUAAGCGCUUCGCGACCUAUUUUUUAGACGGCAAAGUCGACUUUGCCGUCCAUUUUUGAGAAAAAUUAUUUGGUGGCCAAUUACUAAAACGGGCCAGUUACUGGCGAAUUAGCCUACAUAUAUCAUUUACUUUAUAUUAAUCACACUGCAGUUUAUCUGUGUUACCUAUUAUUUUAUUGAGAUCUGACAGAUUUUUAAUACAAUUUAUUUUCAGAACUAUUUUAUAUAAAAUCUUUAGGACUAUUGUAAUAAUUAUAAAUUUGUUACUUUUUUAAUAAAAAGUGCCACUUCAUAAAAAUAUUUUUCGUAGAAGUGGUACUUUGAAAUUGUUACCUACUUUCUGUUGAUUUUUAUAUAAAUCUGUUGAUGCCGUAGUGUUAUUUUUAGUAGAUAGAUUUAGUCAAAAUAGAACGUGCAAUGUUAGAAAUUAGACAUGUCUCGAUGUUUAAUGCCAAAAGUUGUUUGGUUUCAUAUCAUACAAAGUAGUGAAUUGUUCCGAUAAAAAUAAAUAUAGAUCCAUCAUAGAA
Molecule: messenger RNA, 6805 nt
Organism: Cydia fagiglandana
Lineage: Eukaryota; Metazoa; Arthropoda; Insecta; Lepidoptera; Tortricidae
Gene: fus
Product: RNA-binding protein fusilli
Exons: 16
Coding region: 302-2254 (650 amino acids)
Molecular function (GO): mRNA binding
Source: RefSeq, a predicted model, not a curated record